ACUUUCUUUUGUAAGAAGCACUUGUAAAAUAAACUAUUUUCUUGGAAUCCCACGCAGGGGCCUUGAAUCCUAAGGCGAGAACUGAGAACCAAACCCCACAGCAUACGCAGAAGGGUUUGUUGUUGGCGUGGGAGGACGAAGGGAUUGAAAAUUGAAGAAUUAGAAUAGCGAUGAGAGGAAACAAUUACAAUCACAAUCAGAAUUCUAGGUCUGGGAAUUAUCGGAAUCCAUGUUUAACUAUGCACCAGCCAUGGGCUUCUCUCCUCGUUUACGGGAUCAAGCGUAUUGAGGGCAGGUCAUGGCCUUCUCCAAUCACAGGUCGUCUUUGGAUUCAUGCUGCCAGUAAAGUUCCAGAUGAGUCCACUAUCAAAGCAAUGGAAUACUUCUAUAAGGAGAUACAUGCACUCAAUGGCAUCACUGAUAUCGAGUUUCCUCAACACUACCCCGUUUCUAGACUUCUGGGCUGUGUUGAAGUGGUUGGCUGCUUAAGACGUGAUGAGCUAGCAAGCUGGGAGAUGGUUCCUGAAGGGGUGAGGCUGGAAGCACAAACUGAUUAUUGUUGGCUAUGUGAACGGCCACAGAAAUUGUUGAUUCCAUUUGAGAUGCGAGGAUACCAAGGUGUUUAUAACUUGGAAAGGAAGAUCUAUGAAGCUGCAGUUAGAGGUCUGUCUCCAGUUAAUAGUCCGUUGCCGGUGAAAUUUCCACUUCCAGAUCCACGAGACCCAUUUUCCCUGAAGCCUGGUUGUAUCUCUGCGCUUACUCCUAAUUUGAAAGCAACUGAAGUGGACAGAUCAUCCAGUAUAAGUUUGGCCAUAGCUGGUGCACGAGCAGCAGCUACUCAGUUCUCAAAGAAGGAUCAGAAUUCCCAAAGCACUGAGAAAAUGAAUGCUAAUCAUGAGGAGACAGAAAUUGCAAGAUCUUAUAAUUUAAGAUCGAUAAGAAGAUGUACGGAAAAGGAUAAUAUAUUAUCCACCAAGUUAAAUAAGAAAGUUGAUAAUGGGGCCUUGCCAUCACAUCACGAAGAGAAAAGCAGUUAUAACAAGAGUGAGGGAAGUAGUUCGCAUAAUCAAUCACCCGGGGCUGAUUGGAGACAACAUCUUCAGCCACCUACUAAGCCGCCGAACGAGCAACUUGAUCAGGGGGCUCUGCAAUAUAAAGAGGAAAGCAGUUGUGACAAGUAUGUGGGAAGCAGUCAGCACAAUCGAUCUCCUGGUGUAGAAGCAGAUUUUAGACAGUAUCCUCAGCCACCAUCUAAGAUUUUUGCUGCGGCUUUGAAAAGUCUGAAGGAAUGAUCGUGGAAGGAGUCUGGCUGUGAAUUUGUAACAUGGAUUUGUAACGUAAUGAUGAAAUGUAACUUUGGGACUGAAAUAAAGCUAGGAUGUGGAUGUUUUCAUGAAUUUAUUUUGAUGCUGGAGUCUGUAAAUUAUAAUAAUUUCAUGUGAUUUCUGGAUGUCUGAGUGAGAGCUCAGGUUCUUGGAUAGAAUAAAUAAUAGGAGAUUGUAGUCGUCUUGUCGUGGGCAUUGCCUUUUUUUGUUGUUGUUGUUGUU
Molecule: messenger RNA, 1547 nt
Organism: Gastrolobium bilobum
Lineage: Eukaryota; Viridiplantae; Streptophyta; Magnoliopsida; Fabales; Fabaceae
Exons: 8
Coding region: 171-1292 (373 amino acids)
Biological process (GO): positive regulation of DNA-templated transcription
Cellular component (GO): nucleus
Molecular function (GO): transcription coactivator activity
Source: RefSeq, a predicted model, not a curated record